AUAACUUCGGGCGGUCGCGCGCCCCACGACGGAUUCCUCUCCGCGCGGGAGCGCGCACAGACCGUUGGCGCUGAGGAGCGGGAGCGCGCGCGAGCUCGCGGCCUGGCUCUCAUCACUAUAGGCAGGAGUUAGCUUCCAAUGCUAAUCUGGGAUCCUGUUUUUUUUUCCUCACAGAAAAUGAUCGAAAAUUAUAUAAAAAUAUAUUUAAAAUAAUGUUUAUGUGGUAAAAAAAAAUCGUCUUAACUACACGUUUUCCCCCGAGGUUCACCUGAAGGUAUCUCCACCCACUUCUCAGAGAUGUAGUGUGUGUUCUGCAGUGUGAGACUCUGAUGCCUCAUCAUGCUGCUACUCCUGCUGUUUGUCCUACAGCCUAAUGCCAAUGCACAGAUAGACCCAGUAUUGUGUCGCUACCCUCUUGGCAUGGAGGAUGGCAGAAUCAAAAAUGAUGACAUUACAGCCUCUAGCGAAUGGUACAAAACGACCGGGCCGCAGUACGCCAGGCUAAACAGAGAGGAAGGUGAUGGAGCCUGGUGUCCUGCCGGUCAGCUGCAUCCAUCUGAUGUCCAGUACCUGCAGCUGGACCUCCGGCAGCUUACCUUCCUCACAGUAGUGGCCACACAGGGCCGAUACGCCCGGAGCUCGGGUAACGAGUUCGCCCGCAAAUACCGCCUCACCUACAGCCGAGACGGCCAUCGCUGGAUCUCCUGGAAGAACCGCUUCGGCAAUGAGAUCAUCAUGGCGAACGUGAACACGUACGAGUCGGUGGUGAAAGACCUCCAUCCACCCGUCAUCACACGCUUCCUCCGCCUCAUCCCUGUCACAGACGCCAUUCACACCGUCUGCAUGCGCAUCGAGCUGUUCGGCUGCCCCUGGCAAGACGGGUUAACAGCGUACAGCGCUCCUGAGGGCCACACCAUGAUGGCUCCUGGAUACCCCAUCACCCCCCUCAACGAUUCCACCUACGAUGGAGUUCAGGAGCGCAGGAGGGUGCUGGGUGGUCUGGGACAGCUGACAGACGGUGUAAUGGGUCUGGAUGAUUUCUCUCAGACGCGUCAGUACAUGCCAUGGCCUGGUUAUGACUACGUGGGCUGGAGGAACGACUCUCUCGGACCCGGCUACAUUGAGAUGGAGUUUCAGUUUGACAGGCAGAGGAACUUCACCUCCAUGAAGGUGCACAGCAACAACAUGUUCACGCGUGGUGUUAAGGUCUUCUCGUCCGUAAUGUGUGUGUUUAAGCACCGGCUCAUCUCUCAGUGGGAGCAGGAGGCUGUGGAGUUUCACACGGUUCUGGAUGACCGGAACCCGAGCGCUCGGUACGUCACCGUGCCUCUGGAGCGACGAGCGGCCACGGCAAUCCGCUGCAGGUUCUACUUCGCAGACACCUGGAUGAUGUUCAGUGAGAUCUCCUUCCAGUCUGCGAUCCUCACCCUGCCCACCCAGAGGCCCCCGGUGAUGACAUCACUGCCGUCUGAGAUACCGAGUCGGGCGCCGACUACAGUUACAUCAGCUACAGAUGCUAGCACAGUAACGUCCAAGCCCCACCUACCUGAACAGAGCAACACAUCUGUCUUAAUUGGCUGUUUGGUCACCAUCAUCCUCCUGCUUGUAGUGAUCAUCUUCCUCAUUCUGUGGUGGCAGUAUGUGUGCAAAGUCCUAGAGAAGGGUCCGAGGCGGAUCCUGGAUGAGGAGGUGAUGGUGAAUUUGCCUUGCAGCAGUGACUCUCCUCAGUCGCCCCCUUUGGACUCUCUGGACUCUCCGUAUGAGAGAGUGUUUCUGCUGGACACACGCACACACACUCCAGAACACACCGAGCUUAGAGCCAAAGACCUGGAUUGUGGUGGUGGUUAUGCCGAGCCAGACAUUACUCAGUGUACUCAUCACCAGAGUCUCCAGUCCAGCGUUCCUCACUACGCCGAGACCCUGAUAGUCAAGCUGCAGGGUGUUACCGGCGGCAACACAUACGCCAUCCCCGCCCUCACCGCAGACUCUCUAACACGCAAAGACAUCACUGCCCCCGAAUUUCCAAGGGAAUGCCUCAUCUUCCGGGAGAAACUGGGGGAGGGGCAGUUUGGAGAGGUGCACCUGUGUGAAGCGGAGGGUCUGGUGGAGUUUUUAGAAGAGGACGCUCCUCCAUUAUCUGAUGGCGAGAGCUCCGUCCUAGUGGCAGUGAAACAGCUCCGAGCCGACGCCACCAUUAAUGCCAGGAACGACUUCUUGAAGGAGAUAAAGAUCAUGUCGCGCCUGAACGACCCGAACAUCAUCCGCCUGCUGUGUGUGUGUGUGCACUCGGACCCUCUGUGCAUGGUGACAGAGUACAUGGAGAAUGGAGACCUCAACAUGUUCCUCUCUCAGAGAGAGAUUGAGAGCACUCUCACCCAUGCCAACAACAUCCCCUCUGUAAGUAUGGCAGACCUGUUGCACAUGGCUGUUCAAAUAGCAUCGGGGAUGAACUACCUGGCAUCUCUGAACUUUGUGCACCGGGACCUGGCCACGAGGAACUGCCUCCUGGACCGACAGCUCACCAUCAAGAUCUCAGACUUCGGCAUGAGCAGGAACCUGUACAGCAGCGACUACUACAGAAUCCAGGGCCGAGCCGUGCUGCCUAUACGCUGGAUGGCCUGGGAGAGUAUCCUGCUGGGUAAGUUCACCACGACGAGUGACGUGUGGGCGUUUGGUGUGACUCUGUGGGAGAUCUUCACUCUGUGUACAGAGCAGCCCUACAGUCUACUGACGGACGAGCAGGUCAUCGAGAACAGUGGCGAGUUCUUCCGGAACCAGGGGAGACAGAUCUACCUGUCCUCUCCCCCGCUGUGCCCCACCCCUCUGUAUGAGCUAAUGAUACGUUGCUGGAGGCGUGACAUCAGAGAUCGUCCCUCCUUCAACAGCCUGCACCAGGCGUUACGGCUCCACUCUCCUCGCUCCUGACUGAGAUACGCUCCACCCGGUCAGCUCUGACCCUGAGCCUGACCCAACCAAUCAGCUCUGACUCUGAGCCUGACCCAACCAAUCAGCUCUGACCCUGACCUAGCCAAUCAGCUCUGACUCUGAGCCUGACCCAACCAAUCAGCUCUGACCCUGACCUAGCCAAUCAGCUCUGACUCUGAGCCUGACCCAACAUUCAGCUCUGAUUGUGAGCCUGCAGUCUUUCUCCCCAGAGGAGACCCUGAAACUGGAAGGCCAUGAUGUAGCAGUGGUGGAGUAGAGGAUCAGAGACAAUGGUAAUGAUGAUGAUGAUGUCAUUUUGAAACUCUUUUUUCUGGGGUUUAGUCCUGGAGCACUUGUUAGCAUGAAGCUAAUCAUAAAUGAGCAUGUUUGCAUCACAGACUGAUGCAGGGACCUGGGACCUGGUGGGACUCGGGGUGUGGGUGAACCUCCAGUCUGUAGACACUUGAGACGUUUUUUUUUUUUUCGUUUUUUAUUUCUUCUGUGUUUAUUUUCUUUUGUGUUUGUUUUUAUAUUUGAAGAGAUUUUUCAUACCCUGUCCGUGUGAGAUGUCGUGUCUCUGAGCCUACUGUACACCCACGGCCUUAAAGACACACUUCAGCCCAGGAUGAAAUGUACACAGCCGUGUAAGUGUGUGUGAGAGUGUGUGUGAUGGUGCAGGUGUGUAGGUUGUUCAGUACUGAACUGGGGGCUGUAGAGGCUUCCUUUACUUAUUAACCUCAAACUGCAAGUCCUGGCUGAUCAGGGGAAUUGUGUACACUUCAUUUUCUGCUGAAAUGCCCCUUUAAGGAACUAACUGGAGGAGUGUGUGUGUGUGUGUGUGUGUGUGUGCGCGCCCUGUGGUCCCUCAUCGCUCAGCACUACUGCCUAUUGUCUUUGUUUUAUGUGUGUGUGUGUGUAUAUGUGCACUCCCUCCCCACACUGGAGUUAUGAAUGAAUUCUGACUAUAAUGUGGAUGUUUUGUGUGUGUGUGUGUGUGUGUGUGUGUGUAGUUUUCUGUAUAUGAAUGUUCUACAGGUUCAUUCGAGAGAGCAGAACUACUGUCAUGACUAAACAAGUGAAGCGCUUUCCUGAGAGAGAGAGAGAGAGAGAGAGAGAGAGUAUCCAUCUCUUCUUCGUCUGCAGUAUUGUAUUUGUCCUAUACGUUGGGGUGCCAGCACUUUUCCCCACAGCAUCUGCAGUCCUCUGAGUUGUGUUUCUGAUGUGUCUGAUAAUAAAGAAUUGAAAAUGCACACCAUUAACCCUGUAACACACCUCAAGCAGUGCAUUGGUAUAAAGAUAAGUGCUUUUGCUCCUGAACCUCCUGAACACCUUGGAUGGAUCUCCAACACGAGGAGUGUAGGAUCCAAGUCCCCAUGUCCUAUUUCUGUUUCUCAUUCUCUCUCUCUCUCUCUCUCUCUCCCUCUCUCUCUCUCCCUCCCUCCGUGUGUGCACAACUUCUCCUUCCCUCUGUCUCUGUCUGUAGUGUGUUAGGUGUUUCUCCACUUCCUGUGUGGUUCAGCUGCUCAUGGGUCUGGCUCUCAGUAGGUUCAGCAGGAUCUCCUGUGUGUGUGUGUGUGUGUGAACAAGGAGAGUAAACUGCCACUGUAUGUGUGUGUGAGUGUGUGGCGUGUACAUAAGCAGAACAGAUGUGUGUAAUAUAUACAGGGGUGAAGGAGGACGUGUUGUGGCCUAACGUUUUUGUCAGAGCUUUUCUUCUGCUCCUGUUUUUUUUUGUUUUUUGUUUUUUUUCAUUUUUUCAUUUUAUGAAUUAAAUAUCACCUUUAACGCCA
This is a messenger RNA of Silurus meridionalis, 4715 nucleotides long. It is a transcript of the gene ddr2l, whose product is annotated as discoidin domain receptor family, member 2, like. Gene Ontology annotation, cellular component: signaling receptor complex; membrane. Gene Ontology annotation, molecular function: collagen binding; protein tyrosine kinase collagen receptor activity; ATP binding. NCBI's taxonomy places the organism in Eukaryota, Metazoa, Chordata, Actinopteri, Siluriformes, Siluridae. The coding region runs from base 340 to 2925 and encodes 861 amino acids. The transcript has 17 exons. Gene Ontology annotation, biological process: cell surface receptor protein tyrosine kinase signaling pathway; positive regulation of kinase activity; multicellular organism development. The record is from RefSeq and is a predicted model, not a curated record.